UUGUAUAUCGAAUGUCUAUAGAUGAUUCUGUCGCCAUAAGUUUGAGAGCACUCGAGUUUGGAACUAUAUUUUACCCAUCCAAGCCUGAGUGAUUUGGUAAAAUCGUUUGGAAUCUGAAUGCCACACCGAUACACAGUUUCACCCCUUGGUUUACACUAAUUAAUAAGAACCUAAACUGACUUUACAAUUUAAGGUUCUUGCAACAGUUAAAUUAGUUAAAAAAAACUUAUUCAUUUUUUAUUAUAUGGAAAUUUAACACAUGUAAGAUAAAAUAUACAACUUAAACAAACUCAAUCAAAACCACACGAAGAUCUAACUAAAUUAAAAAAAAAUUCUAGUCAACUUAUUACUUAUAAUUCAAUCAUAUUAUAAUGAAAACUAUAGUCAAACCAACCUACCCAAACAUCAUCUGAAUAUACACCAAAGUACCUACAGCUAUUUCACAAGAAAGCCAGCAAAAAAAAAGAAUAGAGGCCGAAAAAAUGUGGUAAACCAACAAAAAUAGAGAAACAAAGAUAAAAGUAGAAGAUAGGCAUUGAGGUAACGUAGAGCUCAACACUCAGUUGCAUCGUUACGCAUGGGGUAAGCACGUGCCGUACACGUAGAUCACACCUCUCUCUGUUCAUAAAAAUCCCCUGUCAUAGUUCAUGAAAUCCCACAACGUAACCAUCCGAUAAAACAAGUAAGAUUAUCUGGCCACUAAAAAUGUUGUUUGGCAAGAAAAAACGCAAGAGAGUACGAUCCCCAAAGCCCACGUUUAAAGGUGUUUUGACAGCGUUUUUUGCCACCACAGCUGCAGUAUUCCUCUUGUUGCUGGCCGGUCUAUCCCUAGUCAGCACAGCCAUAGCGUUAGCCGCCUCCAUGCCGCUAUUCCUUGUAUUCAGCCCUGUUCUCGUACCAGCGGGUAUUACCGCCACCAUUCUUGCUUCAGGUUUAAUGGCUGGAGGCACCUCCGGUGUGACGGCUCUCAGCAUCUUAACUUGGCUCUACAAGCGGGAGCGUAGUCAUAUAAUACGUGAACUACAUGUGCGUGCAACGGGUUAUGUCUUACUUUACCAAAAAGCAAAACAAAACAAAAUAAACUGAUUAUGUCUUUGGAGAAAUAGUUUGGACCAAAUAAAGCAUUCAUAUAAGAUUGAUCAAUGUUCCGUUUGAACAAGUAGUUGGUAGUUUACUGGUUCAUCAGUAGAUACUCAAGAUCGUUAGUUCAACCAUACUUAAAAAGGAUGGUUUACAUUUUAAACAUAGUAUUAUCAAUAUCACACUAUAAAAUAUUAUAGACCAAACUUUCAAGAAUAACUUAUCCAUUCUUUCUAUAACUACUUGUAUUCA
Molecule: messenger RNA, 1332 nt
Organism: Arabidopsis lyrata subsp. lyrata
Lineage: Eukaryota; Viridiplantae; Streptophyta; Magnoliopsida; Brassicales; Brassicaceae
Product: oleosin-B1
Exons: 2
Coding region: 706-1086 (126 amino acids)
Biological process (GO): lipid storage; sexual reproduction
Cellular component (GO): extracellular region; monolayer-surrounded lipid storage body; membrane
Source: RefSeq, a predicted model, not a curated record